Messenger RNA from Apus apus (common swift), 3150 nucleotides. It is a transcript of the gene MAOB, whose product is annotated as monoamine oxidase B. The record is from RefSeq and is a predicted model, not a curated record. The transcript is spliced from 16 exons. Gene Ontology annotation, molecular function: oxidoreductase activity. NCBI's taxonomy places the organism in Eukaryota, Metazoa, Chordata, Aves, Apodiformes, Apodidae. Bases 79 to 1644 code for a protein of 521 amino acids.
CCGCCCGGGGGACGCCAGAGCCGGGCUUGCGGCGCCGGGGGAGCGAGCGAGCUGAGCGGCGGGUGCGGGGCCAGCGCCAUGGCGGAGAGAUGCGAUGUGGUCGUGGUUGGGGGCGGCAUCUCAGGUCUCUCAGCAGCCAAACUGCUCACUGAGUCAGGCCUGAGCGUGGUGUUGCUGGAAGCUAAUGACAGGGUUGGCGGAAGAACUUUCACCGUAAGGAAUAAGCAAGUUAAAUAUGUGGAUCUUGGAGGAGCUUAUGUGGGACCAACACAAAAUCGUCUUCUGCGGUUGUCUAAAGAGUUAGGAAUAGAGACGUAUAAAGUGAAUGAAGUUGAGCACCUGAUACACCAUGUCAAGGGUAAGUCUUACCCCUUUAAAGGUGCUUUCCCUCCUAUGUGGAAUCCACUGGUCUACCUGGAUUACAACAACCUAUGGAGAACUCUGGAUGAAAUGGGAAAAGAGAUUCCAAAUGAAGCCCCAUGGAAGGCUCCACAUGCCGAAGAGUGGGACAAAAUGACUAUGAAAGACUUACUGGAUAAAAUUUGCUGGACAAAUGCUGCCAAGAGUUUUGCAACUCUGUUUGUGAAUGUGGAUGUCACUUCUGAACCCCACGAGGUCUCUGCCCUUUGGUUUUUGUGGUAUGUGAAGCAGUGUGGAGGAACAGUGAGGAUAUUCUCAACAACUAAUGGAGGGCAGGAGAGAAAGUUUGUUGGGGGCUCUGGCCAGAUCAGUGAGAAAAUCAUGGAGCGCCUGGGAGGCCGGGUGAAGCUGAGGAAGCCAGUCAUCCGCAUCGACCAGUCGGGUGAAAGUGUCAUAGUGGAAACCUUAGAUCAUGAAUUAUAUGAGGGCAAAUAUGUGAUCAGUGCCAUUCCCCCUGCUCUUGGUUUGAAGAUUCAUUUCAACCCACCUUUGCCACCAAUGAGAAACCAGCUCAUCAACCGAAUCCCCAUGGGCUCAGUCAUCAAGUGUAUUGUGUACUAUAAGGAAACUUUCUGGAGAAAGAAGGGGUAUUGUGGCACCAUGAUCAUUGAAGAUGAGGAUGCUGCAAUUGGUUUAACACUUGAUGAUACAAAGCCUGAUGGCAGCUUUCCUGCCAUAAUUGGCUUCAUUCUUGCUCGGAAGUGUAGAAGACUGACGGGUCUCACGAAAGAAGAAAGGAAGACAAGGCUGUGUGAGCUCUAUGCAAAGGUUCUGGGAUCAGAGGAGGCUUUACAUCCAGUGCAUUAUGAAGAGAAGAACUGGUGUGAAGAGCAGUAUUCUGGGGGCUGCUACACAGCCUACUUCCCACCAGGCAUAAUGACUCAGUAUGGAAGGAUCAUUCGGCAGCCCAUUGGCAGGAUCUAUUUUGCUGGCACAGAGACAGCCACUGAGUGGAGCGGAUACAUGGAGGGAGCUGUACAGGCUGGAGAAAGAGCUGCCAGAGAGAUACUGUUUGCUAUGAGGAAAAUCCCAGACAGUGAAAUCUGGAAGCCAGAACCUGAAUCAACUGAUGUUCCAGCUUUGCCCAUCACUACAACCUUUUGGGAGAGGAACUUGCCAUCUGUGCCGGGACUGCUAAAGCUGCUUGGAUUUUCCACUUUCUUCACUUCCAUGGCUGCGGUGGGAUUAUUUGCUUACAAAAAAGGACUUCUGGUUCGAAACUGAAAAAGAUGUGUCAUGCUGUGAUAGUGCUGUGGAGUUUAUCACCACUACAGGAUUAAAAAGAAGGAUUUGCUGCUAUUUCCUCAACAUCUUCUACAUAAAAGGAAUAUGUGGCACUUUGUUUAUGUGGGUGCCAGUGUGAUGAGAAAAUUGACAAAUGUAUGUAGAGAAUCCAGUUGCUUCCCCACAGGUAGAGGAAACUGUUGUAACUGGUUUACUUUUUUUUUUUUUUUAAUUCCUAUAUGCCAACCCUUCAAAGAGAGGAAUGAAUUCUGGUUUAAUGGGUAACCAGUCAUGCUAUAUUCUUAAUUUAUUAACCUGUUUGAUAAGAAAUCUGCUAUCGUGAAAGUUCUGGCACUUUACCAGCUUCGUAAAAUAUGUUAUAGGAACAACUGUGGAAGUAAUUGUAUUUGUCUCUUAUAAACUGAUUUAUGUUACCAUGCAUAUUUUGUAAGGUUCUUAAAACUCUGCAAAAAAAAGAGAUUUACUUGUUUGUACACUGUUCUGAUAGCAACAUAUACUGCAAAGGAUGUCAGGUCAUGGCCUAAAAAUCUAUGUUAAUGUAAGUACUCAAAAGCUAAUCAUGUAAACUAUUUGGCAGUAACAAUGAAGUGCACAAUCUGAGGCAGCCCCUUGUCUUUUCUCUAACUAGUGCAUUUUUUUUCUCAAUGCAGAACUUGAUUCCAAAUAGCACAUCUGCUGUCAAAACAACAAAUACAUUAGUCGCAAUUAAGUAUAUGUCUGAACAUUGUCCCUCACUGGAACCCAAAGUCUGGAGGAGAAGCUAGGGACGUCUUUGAAAAUAAUCUUCCUGUGUCCUCAGUCAGAUAAUUGUUUUCACUGAGGUAGACUUUAAAGUGCAGAAAUUUUUAGUUUUGGGGUUUUUUUAAGACAUGAAAGAAAAAUACUUUUGAGGAAGAAAGAAUUGUAUGUCCUUCAAAUGUACUUGGAUGCAAAAGGAAGCCAGGAUUAAAUGACAGUGGAUCUGCCACUGCUCUCAGGCAAAAGGCACACCCACUUAAAUUACAGAUUACAAAUGCUCCCAUAUAAACCUGACCUGUGUUUAAAUGGACUAAUGUUCUCUCUCCUAUCUACACCACCUUAAGAUUACCUUGAACUUAACAGUCUGUUCUUCAAUAGAGAUAAAAAUGAGAUGGCCAAAGCAGUCUUUCUUUCAUAGUAUCUCUACAGUCAAAUCCUUUAGGCAUUGUCAUAGACUGCCACUUACAGCUUGUCUCCUGUGGUCAUGUACAGGUCAUUGUUCAGUGAUGCCUGCAUCUGUGUUUUGGAAAAAAAGAGUGACUUCACUUUGCAGGAAUAUAUAUGCUGUGUGUGAGAUGAAUUUGUGCCUUUUAUAACUGUAGCAUUUUCUCAAGUGCCUCUGUGGUGACUGUUUCCCUUGGUUUCCUUCUUAAGUUCCCUUUUCAAUAGGCUCUGCAGAUAUUUUUAUCUGACAGCUGUGGACUUUUUUUAACCUUAAUUAGAAUAAAUAAAUAUUGUCAUGUUGUA